AUGGAUUCGUAUGAGGCAUUAUAUGGGACGCGAUGCCAUUCUCUAGUGGAUUGGUUUGAGCCUGGUGAGGCUAGGAUACUAGGCAUAAAUUUGGUUUGUGAUGCUUUGGAGAUGGUGAAAUUGAUUCAGGAGUGGCUUCGUAUAACGCAGUCUGGGAAAGAGAGUUAUGCUGAUAAGAAGGCUCGUGAUGGGGCAUUCAUGGUAGGUGAGAAGGUUCUACUAAGGGUUUCGGCCAUGAAAGGUGUGAUGAGAUUUGAAAAGAAUGGCAAGUUGAUACCUCAGUAUAUUAGUCCAUUCGAAGUGUUGGAGAGAGUUGGUAAGGUGGCCUACAGACUUGCUUUUCCACCUAACUUAUCGAGAAUUCAUAUGGUGAUUCAUGUUUUCAUACUUCGAAAGUACUAUGAGGACCCGUCACAUGUUUUGGAUUUUAGCUUGAUGCAGUUGGACAAUGAUUUGAGUUAUGAUAAGGAUCCAGAGGCUAUUUUGGAUAGGAAGAUUUGA
Nicotiana tabacum (common tobacco) is the source of this 501-nucleotide messenger RNA. The record is from RefSeq and is a predicted model, not a curated record. Lineage: Eukaryota; Viridiplantae; Streptophyta; Magnoliopsida; Solanales; Solanaceae.